Molecule: messenger RNA, 162 nt
Organism: Laetiporus sulphureus 93-53
Lineage: Eukaryota; Fungi; Basidiomycota; Agaricomycetes; Polyporales; Laetiporaceae
Exons: 1
Biological process (GO): regulation of mRNA stability involved in response to oxidative stress
Cellular component (GO): cytoplasm; nucleus; post-mRNA release spliceosomal complex
Molecular function (GO): mRNA binding
Source: RefSeq, a predicted model, not a curated record
CUCCCCUACCGAGUGCGCUGGCAAGACCUGAAAGACCUCUUCCGGCGCGCCGGCACCGUCCUCCGCGCCGACGUCGCCCUGGGCCCGGACAACCGGAGUAGAGGACACGGCACCGUGCUCAUGGCCACUGCGGAAGAUGGCGAGCGCGCGCUGGGGAUGUUU